CUGUUGAAAAGAGCAUAGAAGAGUGGACAUAUCGCCUUCGGCGAAAACUCCGCGACAGAAUUGAAGCGAGUCUAGCAGGAUCAAUAGAGGAAAGUGACUCAGUGGUUGUACACUUCACUCGAUUUGAAAAAAUGCCGCUGGAUGGCCGGUUACGAGCAGUGUUUUGGGCUAAAAGCCAUUCAAAACAAGGCAGUCAAAUAAAAAGCCUCGCUACAGAUCAACGAAUGCGGCAUGAGCGAUCAUUGAUCUCGAAUUCUGAAAUUAUUGUUAGCGCUGAACGCGCUGUGUCUAUAUUACGUCAGGAAACAACAAUGCUGUCAGAUUUUCAAAUCUCUGUUAUACAAACGUUGUAUUGCAAGCUUAACUGCUCCGGGCAUGGCAAAUGCAACGACGCGACCAAGCAGUGCGAGUGUGAUAACUUUUGGAUGGGAAACGUGUUCGCAUAUGCUUUUGCAGGCUUCAGAAACGAGGACUGUGCGUGGUCUUCUGUCUACUUCUGGAUGAUCUCAUCUUCACUAAUUGUACUACUUGCGGCUUGUUUUCUGUCUAGAAGAAGAUCAGCCGUAUGGAAUCGAGUUAGCAGGAGGCGAUUCAGAAAGCGGAAAAGGUAUAACCCACUUCGAAGCGAAUCUGAAGAUGUGGAGAAGGAAGCCUAUCGCAUGAGAAAUGGUCCACGGUUAGCACCUCUUCCGAUUCCUCAUUCUAGUGAAUCACUCGAUUCGGAGAGUGACGAACUGCUUGCCAUUUCGGGCAGCAACCAUUCUCUGCAAUUAAGGGAACGCUCAUCGGAAAAGAGUACGUAA
Molecule: messenger RNA, 803 nt
Organism: Ostertagia ostertagi
Lineage: Eukaryota; Metazoa; Nematoda; Chromadorea; Rhabditida; Trichostrongylidae
Source: the annotation of a GenBank genome assembly